Papilio machaon (common yellow swallowtail) is the source of this 4356-nucleotide messenger RNA. RefSeq names its product furin-like protease 2. The coding region runs from base 359 to 4279 and encodes 1306 amino acids. The transcript has 14 exons. The record is from RefSeq and is a predicted model, not a curated record. NCBI's taxonomy places the organism in Eukaryota, Metazoa, Arthropoda, Insecta, Lepidoptera, Papilionidae. Gene Ontology annotation, cellular component: Golgi membrane; trans-Golgi network. Gene Ontology annotation, molecular function: serine-type endopeptidase activity. Gene Ontology annotation, biological process: protein processing.
GUCAAAGUAGGCAGCUGUUUACGUUUUGUAUCGUUAUUUUGCGAUCGUUUUGCACAACUUUUGUUAUACUGUAUUGUUUUUAUUUUAACACUUUUGCUUCUACGAUAUCGGUGAAUUAUAUGUGUAUUUUUUUUGUUAAUUUCUUUAAACCAUGUCAGAUGUCAAGAGGUGAAUAAGUAGUGUGUUUGUGUCUAACGUGUGAGUGACAGUUUUUAUAUUGUUUGGGAUUCGUGUGAUAAACAUAUCGGUACCUCAAUGAUACAAGUUUCAACAAGUUACCAGAACGCAUGAUGUCAGUGCGCAUUUGAAGUAUACUAGGUGUCAGCUGAUGCGGUUGUGAGGUGCGGCAGCAGGUGAAAUGUGGCUGGCAUGGCGCUCGCUGGCGCAGCUCGUGCUCGUGCUUGGCGUGUUCGGCGCGCACGAUGCGACCUACCACAAUCAGUUCGCAGUGCACGUGCCCAAUGGGGAGAGGCACGUGCGUGAUAUCGCAAAACGACACGGCUACGUUAACCAUGGACAGAUCGGUUCAUUGAAAGGCUACUAUUUACUAUCGCAUCACGAAGUACAUAAAAGGUCAGCGGAGCCGAGCCACGAACAUCAUCGCAAGUUGAACGACGAACCUGAGGUACGAUGGUUCCAACAACAAAGAGAGCGGCGGAGAGUUAAGCGGGACUAUACGCAGCGAGACGCCGGCUUGUGGUCACAAUUCAGUCGUCGUAUGCCUUCCCAUCGCACCCGACACCGUGCCCUAAACCCAACGCCUUUCUUCCCCGAUCCAUUGUUCAAAGAACAAUGGUAUUUGAAUGGAGGAGCAAAAGAUGGUCUAGACAUGAACGUAGCCCCAGCUUGGCAAAAAGGUUAUACGGGAAAGGGCGUGGUGGUUUCCAUUCUUGAUGAUGGUAUCCAAACUAAUCAUCCAGAUCUUGCGCAAAAUUACGAUCCUAACGCUUCAACAGAUAUUAAUGGAAAUGAUGAUGAUCCAAUGCCUCAAGACAAUGGUGAUAACAAACACGGUACAAGAUGUGCAGGGGAAGUGGCUGGAGUAGCUUACAACCAGUAUUGUGGUGUUGGUAUAGCUUACAACGCCAGUAUAGGUGGUGUAAGGAUGUUAGACGGUGUAGUAAACGAUGCUGUUGAAGCUAGAGCAUUAGGAUUAAAUCCAGAUCAUAUCGAUAUAUACAGUGCUUCAUGGGGACCUGAAGAUGAUGGCAAAACAGUUGAUGGUCCAGGACCAUUAGCAAGAAGGGCCUUUAUUUACGGUGUCACAAGUGGUCGAAGAGGAAAAGGCAGUAUAUUUGUAUGGGCUUCUGGAAAUGGUGGUAGACAUACAGAUUCUUGCAAUUGUGACGGUUAUACGAACAGCAUUUUCACGCUAUCUAUCUCUAGUGCUACUCAAGGAGGAUAUAAGCCGUGGUACCUUGAAGAAUGCUCGUCCACUCUUGCCACCACUUAUAGCUCAGGUACACCAGGACACGAUAAGAGUGUCGCAACCGUCGAUAUGGAUGGUCGGUUAAGACCUGAUCACAUAUGCACAGUAGAGCAUACUGGAACAUCAGCAUCUGCUCCUUUAGCGGCAGGUAUUUGUGCAUUGGCCUUAGAAGCUAACCCAGAAUUAACCUGGAGAGAUAUGCAAUAUCUAGUUGUCCUUACAUCACGACCACAACCGUUAGAAAAAGAAACAGGUUGGAUUAUAAAUGGUGUUAAAAGAAAAGUAAGCCACAAAUUCGGCUACGGUUUGAUGGACGCAUCAGAAAUGGUAAGCUUAGCGGAGCAAUGGGUGUCGGUACCACCACAGCAUAUUUGCAAGUCACAAGAAAUUAACGAAGAUAGGUCAAUAGAUUCUUCUUAUGGUUAUACUUUAAGUGUUCACAUGGAUGUAAAUGGAUGUAGCGCAACUGUUAACGAAGUACGUUAUUUAGAACACGUGCAGUGUAAAAUAUCACUAAGAUUCUUCCCUAGAGGAAAUCUGCGAAUACUUCUCACGUCUCCAAUGGGGACAACGUCAACUCUACUCUUUGAAAGACCAAGAGAUGUUGUGAGUUCUAAUUUUGAUGAUUGGCCAUUCUUAAGUGUGCAUUUCUGGGGAGAACGCGCCGAAGGUAGAUGGACAUUGCACAUUGUAAAUGCUGGAAACAGGCAUGUCAAUCAACCCGGAGUACUAAAGAAAUGGCAGUUAAUAUUUUAUGGCACCUCAGUCGAACCGGUUAGACUUAAAGGCAAAAGGCCAUCAGCGAUUGCUCCUCCUUUUGCAUUCCCAACCGCCGCUGAUGGCUACGAUUCUGCCGGGGAUUCUUUUUACAACACUGACGCGUUUGCCAAUUACCAGAACUUUCCUAGUUUAUUCGCUGCCGGCUCAGACCCGGAAAAAGCGAUAGCCCAACUCGACGGACAUAACGUCCCUUCUCCGCAUGGGGAGAAUGUCCUCGCUGAUAGUAAUGAUAAGCGCGUCAUGCAUGAAUGUGAUCCCGAAUGCGAUACCCAAGGAUGCUAUGGAAAAGGACCUACACAAUGCAUAGCUUGUAAACAUUAUCGACUUGAUGAUGCCUGUGUCUCUCGUUGCCCACCACGGAGCUUUGCGAACCAAGGCGCAGUUUGCUGGCCGUGCCAUGAAUCUUGCGAGACUUGCGUUGGACCGGGCCAAGAUUCUUGUUUAACUUGUGCUCCAGCUCAUUUGCUGGUCGCAGAUUUGGCUGUGUGUCUGCAGCAAUGUCCCGAUGGCUACUGGGAGGACAGCGAGUCCUCGGUCUGUAGGCCUUGCGCCGCUCAUUGCUCGACGUGUUCCGAUAAAGCCGACUCGUGCACUUCAUGUGAGCAUCACUUAGUUCUGCAUAAUGGUACAUGCUUGGCGUCCUGUCCACCCUCGUACUUUGAAACUGAGGACUACUCGUGUGCUAAGUGCCAUUCAUCUUGUGACACGUGCGAGGGUCCUGCGGAAACUCAGUGUGUGACUUGUCACCCUUCGAGCUAUUCUUUAGAAGGCCGGUGUGUUAACGCAUGUCCUAGUGGAUACUAUGCGGACAAGAAGAGAAAAGAAUGCAUGAAAUGUCCUGUUGGUUGUUCUACUUGUAUAAGCACCUUUUGCAUGUCUUGUGAUGCCAACUGGGAGUUAAAUAAAAAAGGGAAAUGUAUCCAGACUGGGUCCGACAAGUGCAGUUCAGGCGAAUACUUCGACGGUGCCAAUUGCAAUCGUUGUCACACCGCCUGCGACUCCUGCUAUGGUGACGAGGAUACCAAUUGCCUGACGUGUCCGUCACCAAAUCUAUUAGAAAAUUACAAAUGUGUGCCGGAGUGCAGCCGCGGCUACUACUCAGAGUCGGGGCGGUGUACGCGCUGCGUGCACGGGUGCUCCGCCUGCGUCUCGCGGCUCAACUGCACCGCCUGCGCUGGAGCCUUGCGCCUUCAAUCCGGCGCCUGUCGCACCUCCUGUGCGGAUGGGUACUACGCGGACCGGGGCACAUGUGCUAAGUGUUACUUGUCGUGUCGCACUUGCAUCGGGCCGCGCCGGGAUCAGUGCGCCUCCUGCCCUUCGGGUUGGAGGCUGGCCGCCGGGGAGUGUCAUCCAGAAUGUCCGCAAGGUUUCUACCAAAGCGUAGGUGGUUGCCGGCGCUGCCACCACUACUGCCGCGAGUGCGACGGCUCGGGGCCGCUGCACUGCCGGUCGUGUCCGCCGCGGUUCAUGCUCGACGGUGGCCUCUGUAUGGAGUGCCUCGGCAGCCAGUACUACGAGCCCAGCAGCGGCGUCUGUCUCUCCUGUGACAACUCUUGCCGCACUUGUUCCGGUCCGGGGAGAUUCAGUUGCUCGGGUUGUUCGAGGCCGUUGCGACUUGACAGGUUGAACAACCAGUGCGUACCUUGCUGCUCGGAGCGAGGGGCCUACGGUAACUCAUCAGCUUCCGAAUGCUGUCAUUGUAAUAUGGAUACUGGUGAAUGUAUAAACUCGUCUGUGGCGGGCAAGCGGCGCAUAGCGGAGUGGGGCGCGCUGCAGCGGGAGCGCGCGCCGGCGCCCAGCGCGGCCGCACUCGCACUCACUGUGUGCGCCGCCGCCGCCGCUGUAUUCUUAGCUGUGCUGUUUGUCUUACAACUCCGCAGUGCAAAUCGUCCAAAAUCUACAAAGCGCGGUGUGAUAUACUCCCCGCUCGCUUGUAACGACGAGGGUGACAUCACAGUGCUCACCUCCCACACCUCGUUCCCCGUCGAGCCGCCCGAGCAAGUCGGCGAGCAUGUUCGCGAGCAUGUCUGCGAGCACGAACACGAGCCCCUCCUCGAGCAUUCCACAUAACGCGCGCUGUGAUCCUAGACGUAAGUGACUAUUGACGCUCUUUGAUCAGUUCAAUUUGGUGAUUAGAAUUUUACAAU